Molecule: messenger RNA, 2856 nt
Organism: Grus americana (Whooping crane)
Lineage: Eukaryota; Metazoa; Chordata; Aves; Gruiformes; Gruidae
Gene: MAIP1
Product: matrix AAA peptidase interacting protein 1
Exons: 5
Coding region: 1-756 (251 amino acids)
Biological process (GO): protein insertion into mitochondrial inner membrane from matrix; inner mitochondrial membrane organization
Cellular component (GO): mitochondrial inner membrane
Molecular function (GO): ribosome binding
Source: RefSeq, a predicted model, not a curated record
AUGGCGCUGCGCGCGGCUCCCGGCCGCUGCCGUUGGCUCGCGCGCGCGCUCGCGGCGCCGGGGGCGGUUCGGGUCCCGCCGCCUGCCGCCGCUCCGGCCUCGGUCCCGGUCCUGUAUCCGGCCGCGCUCUGCCCGCUCCGGCCCGCCGCGCGGUUCGCCAGCACCGCCGGGCAGGGGCCGGAGGCCGAGGGUCCGCAGCGGCGGGUGGUGGUGGUGAGGAUCACCAGCCCCUUGGCCUGGCUCCGCACCCGCUUCUAUUACCUCCUCAUCCGCCUCUACUUCGACCAGGAGUUCAGCAUCGAGGAGUUCACGCGGGGGGCCAAGCAGGCUUUUUCUGUUGUUUCAAAGCUGCUAUCUCAGCGUAAACUUGACCUGCUGGAUGAACUUGUAUCAGCAGAGGUACUUCAGGUGCUGAAGGAAAAGCUGUCUUUGCUCCCUGACAACCACAGGGAUGCUUUAGCAGCUGACAUUGAUGCAAUCAUGUACACAACAGAAGGAGAUGUUCGCAUUUACUAUGAUGAUGAUGGAAGAAAGUUUGUUAGUAUCCUGAUGCGUUUCUGGUAUCUGAAUGGUGCUAACCUACCUGAUGAAGUACCAGGUGAAACCAAAGUUUUCCAGAUUGUGUUUGGAGAUGAAAGCACAAAAGAGAAAAGACAUCUUUUAACAGCAAACUAUGAGUUCCAAAGGGAAUUUACAGAAGGAGCAAAACCAGACUGGACAAUUACAAGGAUUGAACAUCCAAGGCUAUUAGAAUAAAUGCCUUCUACUGUCUUUUUAUGUACCAUUGUAAAUGUUCUGAUGUAACAAAUAUCAGGCUUUUUUGUCUCUCUUUUCCCUUCCUGUCUUCUCCUCCAAAAGAGGGAUGAAUUUUGUAUGUUUGAUUUCCCAGAAUUCUUUCUGAAACUCACACUGUGCUGUGGCAUUACAAUAAAGCCUUUUCCCUGGAGCAGACUAGUACAAGUUUAAUUAGUGCUAAUGCUCAUCCAAGGCAUUUACACAGCAUGGUUUCACGCAGGCCGGUAUUACCAGUGUGUCAACUUCUUAUAUUCUGAGAAGAAAUGGUACUACUUGAAGAUAAACAACACUUUUAUGGCUAGUGGCCCUUCUGAGUUAUUUUCAUAUGUUUCUUUUUUCCCCUAGGGACUGUACAAUAUAUAACUGAAUAAUAUGCAAGAUGAACUAGAGGUAGAUGGACUUCUUAGAUUGUCUAGCCUCAGCAGUUCAUUUUGAGGUAAUCUUGCUUUUGAAUAUGUUUGAGAUUAAGAAAGUUAGAGCCAUUAUCAGUAUUUGGUACAGGAUUGGAGUAAGAAAAAUCUUUUAGCAUUGCACUGGGAAAAUGGAUCAAAGAUAUAUAUAUAUAUAACUGUAUUCUGAAAAACAUAAACAGCAUUUCUUUCAAUUCAAUAACAGGCAAUUCAAUACAGGCAAUUCCAAGUUUAGAGGUUUAGGAAAUAAAAAUCAGUUGAAAACAUGAAUUUAAGAGUGAAACUAAAUGAAGUCCUCUAUUUCAAACACUUGUCGAAGAAAUGAGCAAAUCAUUAAAAUUAGAUGUUGCAACUUAACGGUUUCUCAAUUUUCAGAUUAUCUCUGUUUCUGGAACAUGAGAUCCUUGGUGUAAGUAGCUUGAGAUUUUUAUAUACAGAUUAACAGGAGAUCAUCAUAACAGGGUUUCUUAUCCCCUAUCUCAACUUUAAAGCUAAAGCUAACUGUCCACCCAAGCAUGUUGUACAGAUUCGUGCAGUGUUUUGGAAGUGUAAGAUAAGUAUAAUUACUGUGAUUCACAAUAGUUGUGAUUGAUAAUUAUAAAUUAAAUUUUCCAUAGUUCAGCUCUUCUGAUGCAGUGAUUUAAUGAGAAGAAUGUUUAACACUUAAGUUUUUCUGUCAAAUCCUGGCAAAAUAAUUAUGGUAUUUUGCUCUGCCUUAGCAGCAGCAGCCUGGCCUUGAAAUGGAGAAUUUGUGAUUUGUCCUCUGUACAAAGUUCAGUGAUGACAGAGUGUCUCAUCUUCAGGAGAGGAACAAAAUUCUGUAUCUGAAAUUAUAUAUAGCCAUUUUGUAUGCAGUCAGUCUGCAAAAGUUUGAGGCAAAACAAAAAAUGUUUUUUAUUCUGUGGGCCGUUUGCUGAGUGAUGCUAAAUGGUAGCAUGUCCAGUUUGGCUACUGAAUGAUGUGCUGCAAGAAGCUGCAAUCAGCCGUAUUUAACAUAGUGACAGGAGAAACAAGCAGAACAAAAGAUGACAAAAGCCAGUGAAGCCAUCUUUAUAUUCAGGAAGGUCUGCUUUCACAUUAAAGUAACAGAGGUCUAUCUAGAAGUGCUGGUAUAUCUUCAUUUUUAAUUUGGGUUACUUUAUUAGUAUCUUUUUGUUUGUUUGUUUGAUUGGAUAUAUCAAAAUGGGAGUAUCUGUGAUGACUGAUGAAGGAUUGCCCUUUUACUAGUGAGUGCUCCAUCUUUGGAAGCAAAGGCAGAGUAGACCCUUCUGUAUGACUAAUAAUGAAAAAAGAUUUUUUGUUUUGUUCACUAUAAAAUUGUGACUUGAUAUGAACAUGCUCCAAAUUGAUGAUAACACAGUUUUGCUGGGGAAAAAAAAAAAAGUCGUCAUUGGAAAUUUACACGCACUAUUUUAUUCUUUCAAAGUUUUAUUUGUCUUGUGGGUUGCGGGGUGGGGGUGGCUGUUGGAUGUUUGGGUAUUUUUCCCUUCUAAUCUUCAUUCUUAAAAUUAUCCUGGAGACUACAAAUCUCUAUCAGAUGCAGAACUACCUAUGGCCUUAUUGCACCAAAAAUAAAUUGGAAAGGCACAUAAAUUACUAAGCUUACUGAAAGUGGUUUGCUUCCACAGUCAAUAAAACUGGUAUCAUUAAA